AUGAAUUCCAAUAAUUAGAUUGAAUUCUACUUGAAUUCAUAACAAGUGGAUUUUAUUUAAAUGAAAUUGCCCUAGGGUUUCUCCUUACACUUGGCUAGUCUAAUUCAUUAGAGGGAAUAAAGGAUUGUAAUAUUUGCAUAUAUCAUAUCAAGUCUAAAAAAGUUUCCAAGUUUGAUGCAACAUUCAAGAAUCAUAAAUUGGAAUAGACAAGCCAGGAAGAUGUAGUACCAAGAAGGGCAUAAAGAAUACAACCUC
Molecule: messenger RNA, 255 nt
Organism: Paramecium octaurelia
Lineage: Eukaryota; Ciliophora; Oligohymenophorea; Peniculida; Parameciidae
Source: the annotation of a GenBank genome assembly